CCGAAUUUGAUCGUGUCCGCUCCCGAUCAAGGCACUAUUCCAGACUAAGAACUCUGUGGUAUACAACGUCAUCUCCUUUUCAACUUGAACACUGCAACACUCACUGCCCUCAGCAAAAACGAGCCGAAACCUGCCUCUCCAUCUCGUUGCGGCCGGUGUAUUGCGAGCGGAUAAGCUAGCUGGCUAUCUCGCACGCAUGCCUGCGGAGGUUGAGCGGUUGAAAGAUGAGGGCACGAGAAAGCAAGUCGUGAUCGCCGGGGGCGUAGCAGGCCUCGUGUCCCGGUUCUGCAUCGCACCGCUGGAUGUGGUCAAGAUCCGACUACAGCUCCAGCCGCACUCGCUUUCGGACCCCUUGUCGUGUGAUGGCAUAAAGGGCCCCAUCUACAAGGGCGUCUUCUCAACUUUACGCGCCAUUGUUCGCCAGGAAGGCAUUCGGGCAUUAUGGAAGGGUAACAUCCCCGCGGAGCUAAUGUACGUGUGCUACGGCGGCGUGCAAUUCACGGCCUACCGCUCCAUCACUCAACUACAAAGCCUCUUACCCAGACGGCCUCCGCCGUCCGUUGAGUCAUUCAUCAGCGGCGCGGGCGCUGGUGCCGCAGCAACGACGGCCACCUAUCCAUUUGAUCUCUUGCGGACCCGGUUUGCCGCACAGGGCCCGCAACGCGUGUACAAUGGUCUACUGUUUGCCGUGCGUGAUAUCAGCCGGAAUGAAGGGUUUCGCGGAUUCUUCAGAGGUCUCAGUGCGGCUGUUGGCCAGAUCGUACCCUAUAUGGGUCUUUUCUUCAGUAGUUACGAGUUUCUGCACCAGCAUAUCGGUGGCAAGACCCUGCCUUUUGGCUCGGGCGAUGCUACUGCAGGCAUCUUCGCUAGCAUUUUCGCAAAGACCGCUGUGUUUCCACUCGACUUGAUCAGGAAGAGGCUACAGGUGCAAGGGCCAACCAGGACGAAAUACAUCCACUCCAACAUUCCUGAAUAUAAUGGGGUCAUCCGCGGUUUGGCUGCCAUUUGGAAGAGAGAAGGCUACAGGGGUUGGUACCGAGGGUUGACAGUUAGUCUGAUCAAGGCUGCUCCAGCAUCGGCUGUUACCAUGUGGACGUACGAGCAGGUCCUUCACGCGUUGAUAUCAACCGACACCAACGAUGAGCUGUGGGAGACUUAUACCGGCUAUGAUGAUGAUGACGAUGAUGACUGAGACAUGAACAGGGGUUAGCUGGCUUUGAAUUGCCCAGGCAUGAAUUGAACCAGAAUAUUUUCGGCAAGCGGCGAGCACAGAAAGAGGAUCCCGAUUCCAAGACGGGCCCACAUGUCCGCUCUACCACAGACGGCUCUUACGAACUUCGACCGCGCAACUCGAUCCCGGUAUGACCGAGUGACUCAGCGGACGCAGACACCGACAGCAUAAGAAGCCUGUUGUUGAUACUGGCUCCUCAUCGACCAGGCAAGCAUGUGUAGGACUCCCCGAGGCUUUCACAUAUCCCUCCUGCCACGACGAGGUGUUGCCCAGGUUGACAAGGCACCAGUCAGACCCGGCCAUGGAGCACGCCUCCGUCACCCGAAGCAGUUUGCGGGUGCUGUACACCUAUUUUCUAUACUCAAUAUCAUGAAGACGUGGAGGAACAGUGUCCCUUCGCCCGGAGGGAGUGAGCAGACCCGACUACCCGUUGACCGGACACAGUAGGGUCAUUAUCCGAAGCCUUACGGUUGGUGGCAGAAACAUUAGUGGCUUAUCACCCCCAAACUUCUCUAGACCGCCAACAUCUUUGUCACCAACCCUAAGCCCCGGGGAAUGAAGUACGAGGUCACGAAGACUGGACUGACUUCUUCCAGUCACCGGUCGUCCUCAGAGAGAGGCCGAAUCAGACAAUAUCGUUGGUAUACCAAGACGACUUGUAAUAUACAUGUACUUUUAAGACUCCUUUUUGACAACCAUUUUGUGCUCAUCAUCUACCGAACCUCAUUUCCGCACCAGCGUACUUCCACAAACCCCUCAAGAAAGCCUGGUACUCGACCCUCGUGCUACUACUGCCCGACACAUCACCGCCCGAGUCGCCAACACAGAAGAUUUCGCUAAGCCGGAUCUGCCAAGGCGGAUAACCAUCCAACUUGACGUAAGGUCCAAAUAUGAUGACCAGAUCGGGCUCAGCCAGAUCGAUCUCUCUCGUGUGCCCAUCUGGCGCGCGCAGAUUUGAAAUUGAGGUGGUGGCGCUGAUUUCGGCAUUGAUCAAAUUGGACGUGAUAUCCUUGGGAUCGAUCUUGCCCGCCUGAGCCAUCUCGGCCAGGGUGCGCGUCAGAUCGACCAGGGUGUCUCUCCCAUCGGUGGCAGAGAGGAGAAGAAGAUUUAAUCGUUGUCUUUCGUUGUAUGCCGUGUUUUGGGGAUUGUGGGUUGUUUUAUGCGAGGGCGGUGCUGGUGACGGCGACCGCGAAAGGUUCGUAGGAUGAUUCGGCGCAAAAACCGUGAGUAAUGGUGCAGCGGGCGGUGGCCCGAAGUACGAUGCGAGCUUUUGGUCGAUCAGUUCUUGUAGGGACGACACGUAUGUCUUUAGGAUGCCUGAUUUCUCAUAGACGCUUAGG
Molecule: messenger RNA, 2571 nt
Organism: Exophiala dermatitidis NIH/UT8656
Lineage: Eukaryota; Fungi; Ascomycota; Eurotiomycetes; Chaetothyriales; Herpotrichiellaceae
Product: mitochondrial thiamine pyrophosphate carrier 1
Exons: 4
Coding region: 197-1192 (331 amino acids)
Biological process (GO): thiamine pyrophosphate transmembrane transport
Cellular component (GO): mitochondrial inner membrane
Molecular function (GO): thiamine transmembrane transporter activity
Source: RefSeq, a predicted model, not a curated record